Messenger RNA from Trichechus manatus latirostris (Florida manatee), 939 nucleotides. Its product is annotated as olfactory receptor 6B3-like. The transcript has a single exon. Gene Ontology annotation, cellular component: membrane. Gene Ontology annotation, molecular function: G protein-coupled receptor activity; olfactory receptor activity. Lineage: Eukaryota; Metazoa; Chordata; Mammalia; Sirenia; Trichechidae. The coding region runs from base 1 to 939 and encodes 312 amino acids. The record is from RefSeq and is a predicted model, not a curated record. Gene Ontology annotation, biological process: G protein-coupled receptor signaling pathway.
AUGAGGGAUGAGAAUGUCACCAAGGUCAGUGCCUUCAUUCUGGUGGGCUUCCCCACGGCCCCUAAGAUGCAGUAUGUGCUCUUUCUCAUCUUCCUGUUCACAUACCUCUUUGUCCUGGUGGAGAACCUGGCCAUCAUCCUCACUGUCUGGAGCAGCACCUCCCUCCAUAGGCCCAUGUACUACUUUCUGGGCAUCAUGUCAUCCUUGGAGAUAUGGUAUGUGUGUGACAUCAUCCCUAAGAUGUUGGAUGGCUUCCUCCUCCAGAGGAAGCACAUCUCUUUCGUGGGAUGCAUGACUCAGCUCUACUUCUUCAGCUCCCUGGUUUGCACAGAGUGUGUGCUCCUGGCGUCCAUGGCCUAUGACCGCUAUGUGGCCAUCUGCCACCCCCUGCACUACCAAGUCAUCAUGACCACAGGUCUCUGUGUCCAGCUAGUGGUCUUCUCCUUUGUGAGUGGCUUCAUUAUAUCUGUGAUCAAGAUCUACUUUAUCUCCAGAGCUAUGUUCUGUGGCUCCAAUGUCUUGAACCACUUUUUCUGUGAUAUUUCCCCCAUCCUCAAACUGGCAUGCACAGACUUCUCAACAGCGGAGCUGGUAGACUUUAUCCUGGCCUUCAUCAUCCUGGUGUUCCCACUGGUGGCCACAGUGCUCUCCUAUGGACACAUCACCCUGGCUGUCCUUCGCAUCCCUUCAGCCACUGGACGUUGGAGGGCCUUCUCUACCUGUGCCUCCCACCUCACCGUGGUCACCAUAUUCUAUACAGCCUUGCUGUUCAUGUAUGUCCGGCCUCAGGCCAUUGAUACACGAAAUUCUAACAAACUUAUUUCUGUUUUGUACACUGUCCUCACCCCCAUCUUGAACCCCUUGAUCUACUGCCUGAGGAACAGAGAAUUUAAGAAUGCCUUGAAGAAGGCUUUGGGCUUUGGUCUAGCUCUACCAUAG